Molecule: messenger RNA, 876 nt
Organism: Epithele typhae
Lineage: Eukaryota; Fungi; Basidiomycota; Agaricomycetes; Polyporales; Epitheliaceae
Product: NAD-P-binding protein
Exons: 4
Coding region: 1-876 (291 amino acids)
Molecular function (GO): oxidoreductase activity
Source: RefSeq, a predicted model, not a curated record
AUGUCGACCCCUCGCGUCUGGUUUAUCACCGGCACCUCCACGGGCAUCGGGCGCGCCCUCGCCGAAGUCGCGCUCGCCAAGGGCGACGCCGUCGUCGCCACCGCCCGCAAGCCCGCGGCGCUCGACGCGCUCGCCGCCGCGCACCCGCCCGAGCGCCUCCUCGUGCUCGCGCUCGACAUCACCUCGUCCGCGGAGGCGAUCGCGGCCGCGUUCACGGCCGCGAAGGCACGCUUCGGGCGGAUCGACGUCGUCGUGAACAACGCGGGCUACGCCGGGCUCGGCGAGGCGGAGGGCAUCCCCGAGCGCGACGGUCGCGCGCUGUUCGAGACCAACUUCUGGGGCACCGUCCGCGCGACCAAGGCCGCGAUGGCCUUCUUCCGGGACGAGAACCCGGCGGGGGCGGGCGGGCGGCUGCUGCAGAUGUCGUCCUACCUCGGCCUCACGUCGUGGCCGGGCAGCGCGUACUACAACGCGUCCAAGCACGCGCUCGAGGGCUACACGGAGUCGCUGGCGGCGGAGAUUGACCCUGCGUGGAACAUCAAGAUAACGCUGAUCGAGCCCGGCUGGAUAUCGACCGAGGUCACGGCGACCGCAAUGGGUGGAUUGGCCCCACCGCACCCGGCGUACACGAGCCCGACGCUCCCGACGGUCAUCUUCCGCGCGCUGAACGGCGCGAUCCCGCUUGAGUGGAAGGACGCCGUGAAGUGCGCCGAGGUGUUCUACCGUGCUGGCGUGAUGGAUGACCCACCGCUGCACCUCGUCGUCGGCCGGGACGCGAUCGGCGCGACGCGGCAGCAGCUGGCGGCCCUGUCGACGACGCUGGACAAGUUCGAGUCGUGGUCGGAGGGGUUGGAGUUGCCAGUGCCGGCGAAAUAG